AUGGCUUUCAAGCCUGCUCUGGUUGUUGUUGACAUGCAGAAUGAUUUUUGCCCUCCUAAUGGCUCCCUAGCUGUCUCAGAAGGGCGGGACAUUGUUCCUCUUGUCAACAAGCUUCUUGCGUCUGGGCAAUUUGUCUUGAAGGUGGCUACUCAAGAUUUCCAUCCGAGAGACCAUGUCUCGUUCGCUAGCAAUCACCCACCUCCAAACAAUACGCCGUUCGAGUCUUUCAUUGACAUGCGGAAUCUCGUCGGGAACAAGCCAGAGCAGACCAUGAAGCAACGGUUGUGGCCUGUCCACUGUGUGCAAGACACCCCAGGUGCCGCACUUAUCGAUGAGCUUGCCUCGAACUACAUCGAUAUCACAGUGACAAAAGGUAUGGAUUCUAGGGUUGAGAUGUAUUCCGCCUUCUCCGAUUCCUUCGGCAACCUGACUGCUGGUGCGGGAGGUGUGAAUCUUGAUCUUGCCAACGAGUUGCGAGCGCGGGAGAUCUCGCAUGUUUAUGUUGUGGGAAUAGCGGGCGAUUAUUGCGUCAGAGAUACAGCAUUGGGCUCUGCUAAAGCGGGAUUCGCUACGUAUGUCAUUGAGGAGGGCCAGAGAUGUGUGGAUCCCAGUACCUGGCAUGAUGUUAAGAAGACCCUUGCACAAGGCUCGGUGUCUGUUGUUGGUAUUGAGAGCGAUGAGGUGAAACGAGUCCUGCCUGCAUGA
This is a messenger RNA of Exophiala aquamarina CBS 119918, 705 nucleotides long. RefSeq lists its product as uncharacterized. The transcript has 2 exons. Lineage: Eukaryota; Fungi; Ascomycota; Eurotiomycetes; Chaetothyriales; Herpotrichiellaceae. Bases 1 to 705 code for a protein of 234 amino acids. The record is from RefSeq and is a predicted model, not a curated record.